Molecule: messenger RNA, 399 nt
Organism: Colletotrichum spaethianum
Lineage: Eukaryota; Fungi; Ascomycota; Sordariomycetes; Glomerellales; Glomerellaceae
Exons: 1
Coding region: 1-399 (132 amino acids)
Source: RefSeq, a predicted model, not a curated record
AUGGACCCCCUAAACCCGAUGGCCUCGACGCUUGACCCGGCGAUCGCGGGCAUCUACGCCCAGGCGAGCUCGAUCCGUGAUUCUCUGCGCAAGACCGUCGCGGCCCCCGAGUCCAAGGAGCGGGAGGAUCAGGUGGCGGCCGCGAGGCGACGGAGGACGAGGCAGCUCGCCAAGGAGGUACUGGGCACGCCGGAAAAGCUGAGAGCGCUGGUGAGGGAGGGGAAGGCGGAGGAGGCGAAGAGGGAGUGGGAGAUGCCGCGGCGGCUGCUGGAGGUUUGGAAGGAGAAGGGGGUCGGCGGGAAAGACGUGGUGGAGUGUCUCGAGGAGGGGGAUGCGGCGCUCCGAGCGGGCACAGGGGAAAGCAGCGUACGGACAUCCAAGGAUAGUGUCAGCUCAUAA